CUGCUGUCCGCGCCCGCCGCGCGUCGCUUCCCGGCGCACCCCGCGGCGGCAGCGGAGCCGUCCCCGUCCCGAGUGUGACCUUCGCCGCUGCGCUGGCACGAUGGUGCAGACCAUGAUUCCAAAGGCAUUGAGACCCAUGACAUUCUACUUCUCUACUGUGUAUCAAGAAAUAUGGGUUGGUGUAGCAUUAACAACUUACGCCUACUACAAGAUUUCAUAUGGGGGCAAAAAAUCAUCAGGAAAUAAGUCCUCUGGUUCUGGCCAUCAUUAAAGAUCUCUUCUCUUCUUGGAAUAUGAAUUUGGUGGUUCAUCAUUUCUACUGCAAAUGAAGGGAGUUACAAUCAUACUAGAACUGUACCUGAUCCAUCUGCUGUAAUUGGAAAAAGAAUAAAUCCACUGAGCAAAAAGAAAUUAAAGAUGUUGGACAAUAUA
Lonchura striata (white-rumped munia) is the source of this 432-nucleotide messenger RNA. RefSeq names its product ATP synthase membrane subunit j (gene ATP5MJ). NCBI's taxonomy places the organism in Eukaryota, Metazoa, Chordata, Aves, Passeriformes, Estrildidae. The record is from RefSeq and is a predicted model, not a curated record. Gene Ontology annotation, cellular component: mitochondrion.